Staurois parvus is the source of this 505-nucleotide messenger RNA. Lineage: Eukaryota; Metazoa; Chordata; Amphibia; Anura; Ranidae. The record is from the annotation of a GenBank genome assembly.
CUUUUUAAUCUACACUAUAUUGCCAAAAGUAUUGGGACACCCCUCCAAAUCAUUGGAUUCAGAUGUUCUAAUCACUUCCAUGGCCACAGGAUGUAUAAAAUAAAGCACCUAGGCAUGCAGACUGCUUCUACAAACAUUUGUGAAAGAAUGGGUCGCUCUCAGGAGCUUAGUGAAUUCAAGCGUGGUACCGUGAUAGGUUACCACCUGUGCAAUAAAUCCAUCUGCAAAAUCUCCUUGCUACUAAAUAUUCCACGGUCAACUGUCAGUAGUAUUAUAACAAAGUGGAAGCAACUGGGAACAACAGCAACACAAAGCAGUAGGCCACAUAAAAUGACAGAACGGGGUCAGCGCAUGCUGAAGUACACAUUGUGCAGAGGUUGCCAAAUGUCUGCAGAGUCAGUAUAGCUAAAGACCUCUAAACUUCAUGUGGCCUCCAGAUUAGCACAAAAACAGUACAUAGAGAUCUUCAUGGAAUGGGUUUCCAUGGCCAAGUAGCUGCAUCCAA